This is a messenger RNA of Endocarpon pusillum Z07020, 810 nucleotides long. RefSeq lists its product as uncharacterized. The record is from RefSeq and is a predicted model, not a curated record. Bases 1 to 810 code for a protein of 269 amino acids. NCBI's taxonomy places the organism in Eukaryota, Fungi, Ascomycota, Eurotiomycetes, Verrucariales, Verrucariaceae. The transcript has a single exon.
AUGACAAGCUCUCCUCCAUUUCCUUCGAGACGCGAGAAAGGCCCUCUUAUGAAAUGGGUCUCUUCUGUCGCGUCUGCGGUCUUCAGAAAGAAGAUUUGGAGAGAGAAGGUCGCGUCUACUGCAGCUGCAGUUGGGGCUGAUCUCGCUGACCAGUCGUCCCCAUCCCCGUCGCCUGCCCAUCCCCUUUUCUCUUCCGCUUCCGCUUCCGCUUCCGCUUCCCAUCUCCCUUCCUUCUCUCCUUCGGCUGACUUCCGUCACCAACCAAAAAUCUCUCCUUCUCCUUCCUUCACCGGGCUUAAAACUGAGGCUUGUACCAAGGAUCUCUCUCGAGCAUCUUCCACUGAAGAUUUAGAGGACUCGAAGUCGUCAGGGCUGGUGGCGGAGUCUUCCCCAUCGUUCGCGGUAAUAGACGCCGACGAGAGAAAGCAAGUCCUUAACACUUUGGAGACAGAGGCCGUCGGUGUUGAAAGCUUCAGCAAUGAAGCACGUGCGAGAAAAGAACCUCCGCCAGAAAGCUCCAGCACGUGGGCAAAUAUGGCAGCUUUCCGGGGUUCAGCAGUUGUAGCAGCUCGGCCAAACAUGACCAGUACUUCCUCGAAAAUUCCAGCUGCGAACAGGAAUGACUUUCCGAUUGUCGAUUACAGCGGACGCCCUACAGCACAUUCUCCAUCAACGCCACAAGGAGCGAGGCAAGCCUCGCCGCGGAGUCUGCCUCAAUUUUCGCAACCAGAAGAAGGGAUAUAUCGAGACACGUCUAUUCCGUACCAGGUUCACCGCAAAGGACCUGUUUCGAAGAUAUCUAGGUGGUAG